Messenger RNA from Juglans regia (Persian walnut), 732 nucleotides. RefSeq lists its product as uncharacterized. Bases 1 to 732 code for a protein of 243 amino acids. The record is from RefSeq and is a predicted model, not a curated record. NCBI's taxonomy places the organism in Eukaryota, Viridiplantae, Streptophyta, Magnoliopsida, Fagales, Juglandaceae. The transcript has 2 exons. Gene Ontology annotation, biological process: phloem development.
AUGGACAUCUCCGCUAAAGAAAUCUCGAUUUUAAAGCCCAUUUUUGAUGGGAUAAGAGAUAAGGAUGAACCGUAUAAAAUUGUAUGGAUCCCAAUAGUGGAGCAUUGGACCGAUGACAUGCAAGCGAAGUUCGAGAUGUUGCAGUCCAACAUGCCGUGGUACAUAUUGCAGCCUUUUCCACCGACAGUUGACAUCCAGGUCAUGAAGAAUGAAUAUUGCAGCUUAAAGAAUAAGCCUAUCGUCGUGGUGAUAAACCCACAAGGGGAGGUAGAGCAUCCAAAUGCUCUCCGCAUGAUUCGGCUAUUCGGAAUGAAGGCCUUUCCUUUCACGGCGGAAGCUAAAAAAGCGAUAAUGCCUGAAGGAUUGCGUCUUCAAUUUAGGGCGAAUGUGAGCAUGAAAGAGAGUGGCCCGAGGCAGGAUGACAAGAAUUACACUUUCAAGUGCUAUGGAAUUGCCAACACCUUGGAGGCAGAGUUUACUCAUCAUUUAAAUAUAAUUAGUCGGUAUCUGGCUUCAAAUAGUGAUCCGGACAUUCGGAUAAAUAUGAAUUUGAUUGAACAAAGUAACAGUACUGGACGGGUUGUGCUCUGCAAAGGUACUCAUGGCGAGAUAGUAGUUGGUGAUCAGGGGACAAAAAUUCUGAAUGUCUUGGAAAAUUUUGAGCAGUGGAAAGCAGAUGUGAACGAUUUUGGCUUCGAUCAUUCUUUCAUGCUUUGCUACCGACGGCUUUAA